GGCUGACGUUUCGAUAUUACCUCGAACCACCCAACUUUGCAUUUAUUCAAUUACUUCAUCAUUUGUUUAAAAUUGAGCAAGACGAAGCCGGUAAACAAGAAAUAUUGGGAUGUUUUUGCUUUUAUAGACGAUUGAGUAAUUAGAGGUCUUUUGUAGUAAGCGGAUUCAGCUGCUUUUUAAAGUCCGAAAACUUAAGCAAAUUCUGCUUCUAGCACUUCUAUUUCAUCUCAUUUUGUUUUCUUUUUGGUCAUUUUACUCAUGAAGCUUAGGGUAUUUUGUGAAGAAUUUCCUAUCCGACAAUGGAUUCACACAGCCAGUUUUGGAUUGGUUGACACCACUGGUACCGUAGCGGACCUUUGCAAAACAAUCUGGGAAUGGAAUGAAGGUCCCCCAUUCUGGAAACUUCAGCUUUUAAAUGAAGGAUACGCUGUCCCCAUGACAGGAAUCUUGGCCCGUUACUUAAAGGAAGAUGCAAAGAUCCAACUAAUAGGACAGGAUUUACGUUCUAUAUGGAAACUAGAAAACUUUUCUACUUCUCCUUAUGAAUUCAUUUCUAGCGUUGGUCAACUUCCUGAAAAUACUGAACAAAUGCAUCAGGCAAACUUGGAGCAUCUCGUAUCAUGGAAGGAUGUAGAGAUGUGUUCAUAAAUUACGGGAUUAUAAAUUUAGUACUCGAGUUGGUUUAGAUAGCUGUUACACUAGCAAGAAGACAUAUGUUAAUUUUGGACAGCAAAAAAAGAAUUAAACCAGAGAACGGAUCUCUUCCAAUAUUACCGGUUAUGCAAAAUUCAACAGCAAGUUGGCAUAAUUUUAUUUUGCGAUGAAAACAUCUAUUCUUGAUUGACCACGGAGUCCAAUUUUUCACAUUGUUUUAUUAUUAAAAUGUAUAAAGACUCAAGCAUUACGAUGACAGCACUUACAAUGAAUUCUUUUUUCAACUUGGGCAAAGAUUUGUUUUAAAAAAAAACAUAGAUAGCAUCAAUUAGAAUACUUUGCAGCAAGAGAAAACGACUACCUAAACUUCAACUCUUUAAAAACAUCCUUUCCCUACAACAACUCGCAAGAGCACGUUUGUUUUCAACGUAAACAACCUAAUACAUAGACACAAGGGAAGAUUACAUUUUCAAGUCAGGUAAUCUAACGCAAAUUUUGAAGCUAUCGAAUCCAACCCGAACCGAUGCAAACGCAAAACGUAAAUUUUAUUGCUUACAAGCCUUCACCAAUGGUGACGGGGAACUCAAAGUUGACGGUCUUACCGGUGAGUUUGUGGUAGACGCUAGAGAAAGAGGACAACUUGUAGUCAACAGUGCUGGCUUCUCUGUUGUCAAGGAAGACCUUGAUGGACUUGCGGCCGUCAGUGCCUUGGCGGGUACGCUUACCGAUGAUAACGGUAGGGAAAACAAUGUCUUCAAGAAUGGCACUGUGAACAGAGGUCAAAGUACGAGAGCGAGGGCGCUUUUGACCAACACGGGACUUACGACCGGGCUUGGGCAAAAUACGACGUUGAGCGAUGAAAAUAACGUGACGGUCAGCAAACUUCUUCUCGAGCUCGCGGGUCAAACGAGCCUGGCACUUGUGGAAAGCGGCGAGAAGAGGCUGGGGCACGAAAACAACGAUUGCCUUCUUUCCAGCUCCAACUUCGACUUCACGAGCAGAAGUGAUUUGGAGAGGACGGAGCUCCUUGGCCAUGUCCUUAGAAGAGUUCUCUAAAUCAAAGAGACAUUGAGCAACAAGGAGGUCGGUUUCACUGGGCUGGGAGCUCGAACGCUUGACAAUCUUGUUGAGAGCAGACAUUGCUGUUGUGUAGAAAAGAAAAUGUUUCGACUCUCCCAUAUUCUCUUUUGUGACUGCUCUCUUCGGUUUGGGUAACACUGUCCAUCCCAUUUGGUACUGUUACUUGGUUGAUGGUAGCUGUAUUGGGUAAAUAGGACUUCCACAUAAUUUUUUUCUAGUAAAUUAUAACAAUGUCAUAUUAAAACUGAAAUUAUCAAAUUCCAAUAGCGCAAUUCAUUUUCCCAAUUUCUCCUAGGCUUUCCAAUUCAAGAUGCGUUUACCUGUCUAAAAAACAGUCACAUUUCACAACACAG
Molecule: messenger RNA, 2087 nt
Organism: Schizosaccharomyces cryophilus OY26
Lineage: Eukaryota; Fungi; Ascomycota; Schizosaccharomycetes; Schizosaccharomycetales; Schizosaccharomycetaceae
Exons: 1
Coding region: 259-648 (129 amino acids)
Source: RefSeq, a predicted model, not a curated record